This is a messenger RNA of Pestalotiopsis fici W106-1, 1140 nucleotides long. RefSeq lists its product as uncharacterized. Bases 1 to 1140 code for a protein of 379 amino acids. The transcript has 2 exons. Gene Ontology annotation, biological process: proton transmembrane transport. Lineage: Eukaryota; Fungi; Ascomycota; Sordariomycetes; Amphisphaeriales; Sporocadaceae. Gene Ontology annotation, molecular function: proton-transporting ATPase activity, rotational mechanism. The record is from RefSeq and is a predicted model, not a curated record. Gene Ontology annotation, cellular component: vacuolar proton-transporting V-type ATPase, V1 domain.
AUGACCACAAAAUACAUCUUCAUCUCGCUUCCCGAGGACGCGGGCGAAGGCCUCAAGCCAGCCGUUGGCGACAACGGAACCGUCCUGCCCUUCCAGAUCCCCAACUUCAAAAUCGGCACCCUCGACGCCCUUGUCCAGCAGGCAGAUGACCUGACCAAGCUCGAGGCGGCCUGCGAGGGCCUCGUCUCCCGCGUGUCCGACUCGCUCAAGACGCUGUUGGAUGGAAAUGAGGAUAAGAUCAACCAGCAGAAGACCGUCAAUGACAAGCCGACUGAUAACUACCUGCGGAGCUUCUCCUGGAACAAAGUACGAUACCGAGCCGACAAGCCCAUUGCCGAGCUGGUUGAUAGUUUGCAAAAGGAGAUGGUCACGAUCGAUAACGAUCUGAAGGGCAAGCUCAACCAAUACAACGGAGUCAAGAACAACUUGGCGACUCUUGAAAGAAAGCAGACUGGCAACUUGGCCACCAAGUCGCUCACGCCCAUCGUGGACCCGUCGGUCCUCAUCACGGACUCCGAGUAUCUCGAGACGCACCUCAUCGCCGUGCCUACAAAUGUCAAGAAAGACUUCUUAAAGACCUAUGAAAACAUCUCGCCCAUGGUUGUACCUCGGUCCGCUUAUGAAGUUGCCAAGGACGACGAAUUCACCCUGUUUGCUACCACAACGUUUAAGAAGCACAGCAGCGAGUUCCAGCAAAAGUGCCGCGAGAACAAGUGGACCCCGAGACCCUACAAGUAUGUCGAGGGCGGUAAGGAGGAGGAGAAGCGUGAAUUUGAGCGUGUGCAAAAGGAAGAGAAGAAGGUCUGGGGAGAGGCGCUCCGACUUUCGCGCACUGGCUGGUCGGAGAGCGUCAUGAUCUGGGCUCACCUGAUGGCACUGCGCGUCUUCGUCGAGAGUGUGCUUCGUUACGGUCUUCCGCUAGAGUACACGCCAAACGUGAUCGUGACAACGUCCAAAGCAUCUCAGAAAGUCAAGGACUCGCUGGAUAAGACCUUCUCUCAUCUUGGUGGCAAUGCAUUCGGACGAGACAAGCGCGGCAGAAUUACCAAGGACGAUGCGGCACUUUCUUCGGAGAUGGCAGCGGCAGGAUUUGGCGAGAACGAGUACACGGCAUAUGUGUAUUAUGAGAUUGAGCUAUAG